This is a messenger RNA of Aspergillus wentii DTO 134E9, 834 nucleotides long. RefSeq names its product tudor domain-containing protein. The annotation marks the transcript as partial. Gene Ontology annotation, molecular function: DNA-binding transcription factor activity. The transcript is spliced from 2 exons. Lineage: Eukaryota; Fungi; Ascomycota; Eurotiomycetes; Eurotiales; Aspergillaceae. The record is from RefSeq and is a predicted model, not a curated record. Gene Ontology annotation, biological process: negative regulation of DNA-templated transcription.
CUUGAAACGGUCCAAUCGAGUUUGCAGGUAGACCCAGACAAUACGGAACUUCAGAGUCUCAAAGCUGAGUUGGAAGAACUCAUAAAUCUCACCGAAACCUCGAUCGCCGAGCUUAAACCUGCUGCCCCCCCCGCAGCAAAACCUUCGCCUCCCCCGACAAAGGAAAAAUGGUCCAAGGAGAAUCACCCAGCGUAUCAGGCCGGCUAUCGCAAACCCACUGCCGAACCUGCGUCUACUUUUGAAACACCAACCCCGGUCUCGUUCUCUGUUAAUGACAAUGUGCUCGCUCGAUGGGUAUCCGGCGACAACUCCUUCUACCCUGCUCGUAUCACCUCAAUCACUGGAUCUUCCAGUAACCCAAUAUAUCUCGUGUCCUUCAAGUCGUACGGGACAGUAGAGAAUCUCACUGCUAAAGACCUCAGACCCGUUUCGGGAAAUGACUCGCGAAAGCGUAAGGCUGAUGCAAGCUCAGGCAAUUCUUCAUCGCAAUCACCAGCACCCCAACCCCCACAUUCGAGUGUUAUCUCUGCGGCGGCGGACAUCAAUCCUGCAUUGGCCAACCAGGCCCGAAAUGAGCCCAGCAAAGCCGGGGAUGGACCCGCCCGUCCGGCAAAGCUGCCGCGCAAGGUAAAGGCAAAUCGCGAAUUGGAAGAAGGAAAGAACAAAUGGAAGGACUUUGCCAGCAAGGGCAAACUGGGCAAGAAGCAGAGCAUGUUCAGAACUGGUGAUGGUGUGAACGCAAGAGUGGGUUUUACUGGCUCUGGCCAGACUAUGCGCAAGGAUCCCUCUCGAACACGCCAUGUUUACCAACAAGGCGAGGACGAAGGCUAUUGA